GACUGCGGACAUAGUACAGGAGAUGACCAGAGACUGCGGACAUAGUACAGGAGAUGACCAGAGACUGCGGACAGUACAGGGGAUGACCAGAGACUGCGGACAUAGUACAGGAGAUGACCAGAGACUGCGGACAGUACAGGAGAUGACCAGAGACUGCGGACACAGUACAGGAGAUGACCAGAGACUGCGGACACAGUACAGGAGAUGACCAGAGACUGCGGACACAGUACAGGGGAUGACCAGAGACUGCGGACACAGUACAGGAGAUGACCAGAGACUGCGGACACAGUACAGGAGGUGACCAGAGACUGCGGACACAGUACAGGAGAUGACCAGAG
Staurois parvus is the source of this 338-nucleotide messenger RNA. Lineage: Eukaryota; Metazoa; Chordata; Amphibia; Anura; Ranidae. The record is from the annotation of a GenBank genome assembly.